Molecule: messenger RNA, 2802 nt
Organism: Acanthochromis polyacanthus (spiny chromis)
Lineage: Eukaryota; Metazoa; Chordata; Actinopteri; Pomacentridae
Gene: psmd5
Product: proteasome 26S subunit, non-ATPase 5
Exons: 10
Coding region: 65-1579 (504 amino acids)
Biological process (GO): proteasome assembly
Cellular component (GO): cytosol
Source: RefSeq, a predicted model, not a curated record
AAGAAGAAGUCAGUUUGACGACAGGCGGAAACAUUUGUCUGUAGUUUCCUAAACACUAACAGUUAUGGCUGCCUCCAUAGAGAGUUUGUUGGAGGAAAUCUCCGGCGUUGAAGAUCCAAUUGAAGAGCUGCAGAGUUUAAAAACAGCCCUUUUAUCGAUCCCUGUCAGCGCUCUGAGAGACUCUCUGAGCGGACAACGUCUGGACGUGAUUUUCUCUCUGCUCAACACAAAUGAAAGGAAGCAGGUCGAGCUGUGCGUGGACAUCCUUGAACGUUUCUUAAUGGCCCUCAGCCCUGUUCAGGUGGUCCAGAACUACAGAGUGGAGCUGCAGGGGGGGUUGACCCAUCCAAAUGAAAGCGUCAAAAUACUGGCCUUGACACAGAUUGGUCGAGUGGUGGAGCAUCCAGACGCUGUCACGGAAAUCCUCAACAAUAAUGACAUCCUGCGAUCGGUGAUCCACUGCAUCGGAGAAGAGAAGAUGUCUGUGGCAAAACAGGCGAUUCAGUCCCUAUCUAAACUGAGUCACUCCAAGCCUGGAUUAGACAAAUUAUUCCAGACUGACCUGCUGAAAGUGAUGAAGGAUGUGAUGGCUACAAGUGACAUUGUCAGAUACAGAUUUUAUGAGCUGGUGGUGGAAAUCUCAUCGGUUUCUCCCAUUUCUCUCGGAUACUGUGCCAACAGCAGCUUCAUUUCUAAGCUGCUCAGUGAACUGACGGGAGACGAUGUAUUGAUCAGAGCCACAGCUAUAGAGAUGGUGACCACUCUUGCCCACAGUCAGCAUGGCCGACAGUAUUUGGCCCAGCAGGGUAUAAUGGAUAAGAUCUCCAACAUGAUCAGAGGAGCGGACACUGAUCCCUUCUCCUCCCUCUACCUUCCUGGUUUGGUGAAGUUCUUUGGCAACCUGGCCAUUAUGGACAGCCCACAGCAGGUUUGUGAAACCUACCCAGUUUUCCAGAACAAGGUCUUUGAGAUGGCCCUGGAUCCAGACCCCGUGAUGAUCGGAGUGGCCCUGGACACUUUGGGACUACUUGGAUCUACUGUGGAGGGGAAGCAGGUCCUGCAGAAAACAGGAGAAAAGUUCAAGUCUGUCUUGUUAAGAAUGAGCCAGCUCGCCAGUUCUGGAGCUACAGAGCUCAGAGUGCGCAGCUUGGACGCCAUAUCACAACUUCUCACCCUACAGCCAGAGCAGCAGACAGAAGACCUUUUGGCCCUGACAGAGUCCUGGUUCCACCUUUUAUCUAACCAGCCUAUGGACAUGAUUCGCAACAUCAGCACUCAGCCGUUUCCAGAGCUGCACUGCGGGGCUUUGCGGAUAUUCACUGCCAUAGCCGCUCAGCCGUGGGGUCAGAAGCUGAUGAUUAGCACUCCUGGAUUCAUGGAGUUCAUUUUGGAUCGUUCAACAGGUCAGACAAAGGAGGCCAAAGAUGCUAAAUUUGAACUGGUGGGGUCACUUGCGAGUUCGUCAACGGCAGCAGAGGUACUAGGCAGCCAAAAUUACAUCCGUCUGAAGACUUACCUGAGAGAAGGACCUUAUUAUGUGUCAGCUGUGGCCUCAGUCGGCACAGAGGGAGCAGACUGAUUCAGAUAAAAGCAGGUACACUUCAUGGGCUCCUGGUUAAUGCUAAAGUAAAGGGUAAGUGCCUGAGUGGUCUAACUGUGGGUUGAUCUAUUGUACUUAGUCUAUGACAAAACACAAAUAAUUCUAACAAUAGGUUGUUACGAGCUCGCUUGAUUGAAAGCUCUUUGGUCUUUCAGCAUAAAAUGGCAAAUAAGAAUCCCCGACAGGUUAAAACUCGACUGCAUCAAGAAAAACAUAAUUAAAAGGAUAGUUUGGAGUGUUUGAACAUAAGAGACUUUUCUGAUAAAACAUUAACCACCUUAUACUCGUCUUCAGUCAUUUUCUUUUUUCUAACUUCAUGAGAAGAUCUAUUAUUGUUUGUAGAAUGAAUUCAUGUGUCUUUCAAGUAAAAUUAGUGACAUGACAAUGGGGAAACCUUUUUCAGUUUAUGAACAUGUUUGAAUUGCAGUCAGACCUUUUAAAAGUAUUUUUACACUCUACAAAUAUGAACAUCACUAGAGUGGCAAGUAAAAUAGUAAAUCUCUGCAAAUAUGAGCCAUAUUAAAGGAGCACUCCACUGUUUUAGAGACUAGUUAACCCAAGUAGUACUACACUGGUUUUGAAAAUGGUUGUAUAUAGCUGUCUCUAGUUCGGCAUAGAGACUAAAUUUACCAGACCAUAAAAUUAGCAGAAAGAUUGCAAACUCAGGGGUGUGGUGUUCAAAGGACUUCAGUAAUUAGAGGACAGAAAGGUUCUAAUGAAAGAUUUUGCUAAGAAAGUGGAGGAUCCUAAAAAAUCUGCUGUUUGAGUUGGACUUUUUUUUUAAAUAACCUUUAUUAAAACACUAGCAUGCUGGAAUAUCCCUUAAAUAGGAAGCAGGAAGCAUCCAUUUAACUAUGUCUGUGCUGAAAAUCACACACAAGCGUCAAACAUGGUGACAUAAUUGCAUCAACAUCUCCACAUUGUCACACAAAUCUAGUCCAUGUGGUGCGUUAACACAGGUUUAGUCUUAAGCAGUAAUUAAAGAUCUAAGAUUUUACCCACCCAGGCACUUACAGAUUCACAUCCCAGCAUCCUUCACUCCACACUGGACUUGACCAAAAAUACAGCCUCAUUUAUCAAACUCAUUCCUCAAAAUCCUUCAGACAUUCACCACAUCUUUUUUUUCUGUCAAUGAUGUGUUUUUGUUUACUAAAUAGAAUGACUUUUUUUUAAUUAUUCAAUUAAAAAAAGAUUCAGACUUA